UGCUGAAAUAUGCUAUGCCUUCAUGUUACUGAUGGUGACAAUGUUUUGUCUGUCAAAAACAGAAAUUAUCACAGAAAUUAUCCAGGAAGAUGAAGUUCCAGUAAAAAACAUUAGUCGGAGACAAGCAGUAUAUCGUAAGGAAAACAAACCUACAUACAGUGACAAUGGAAUAUAUGACACUUCUACAAGUAAAUAUGGCGAUUCCACUAACGAAUGGAAUAGCAUGAAUGGUUAUGGAAACUCUUUCGGAGGAAAAUUCAGCACAAAAGGGGUAGGACUUGGUAACAGUGCCUUUGGUAAUGGAGGAAAAGGGGGAUUUGGAUAUAAUGGAAACGGGUUUGGGGGAUUUAGUGGAACAAAUUCUGUUAGGUUUCAAGGAGGAAUUGGACCUAACAGUUUUAAUGGAAGAUUUGGACCAAGUGGUUUUAGUGGAGGAUUUGGGCCUGUUGAUUUCAGAGGAGGAUUUGGAAAUGGUGGUUUCAGAGGAGGAUUUGGACAUGGCGGUUUUAGGGGAGGAUUUGGGAAUAGUGGUUUCAGGGGAGGAUUUGGGCAAGGUGGGUUUGGAAUGGUACCUUCCUUUCACAGCGGUUUACGAAAUAGCAUUGGAAGUGGUUUUGGUAAAGGGAGUUUAGUUAUCUUAUUGGCCCUUAUCGCUCCUUUAGCUAUUCUGGCUAUCUUAGGGCCAAUUAUUGCUAGCCAGCUGGUGGUGCCUACGACCUUGCUAACCACUACUGUUAAUGGUAGAAGACGUAGAGAUGCAGGUCUUCGAUUGCCAUUCUCUGAGGAGGUAGCUACUUCAGAAAUGAAGCAUCGAGUUGAAAUGUUGCAGGCUCUGCAGUUUUACUUGAAUGAAACAGGAGAAACUCGGAGCUACCAAGAGGACUUAACCGCUAAUUACCUGGCGUGCUCAGGACUGUUGUCGGUGACCAAUCAUUGCCUUGAACGGCUGGCAUGUGAGUUUUCCGUCUCCACCCAGAAGGUAGCAUCGUUAGAAAAUGAAAUUGCAUCUGUGGUUCUCCACACUAUUCUGACAAAUAAAAAAAUUCUCGAAAGCGACAAGUCACGAAUACGAAAGGCAGCCAUCCAUGGCAAAAAGAAGGGCGGAUCUUGCAGAGUCUUCUUCUGUAAGAAUGUAGACGAGAAGUUAAAUAACUCCUAGUUAAAUGUACGAAGUUAGUUACUCUAUAUAAACAUCCUUCUUAAUUUAGUGUAUUAUCAAAUGUUGCUAUUUAUUUAUGAAUGAAUUGUGCAAAACACAUAGUACAAACGAUUGCUCAAAAUGUCUCGUAUUUACAGCCGACCAAAUGCACUUACCAAAACACGUUUGUUUUUAUCAAAACUUUUUCAGUACUAAAAGUUAAAGACGAAGCGAGGUUGUAUGAGUAAUUAAAGUAAUAAGAAAAUCGUUCUAUUAUUUAUACAUUAAAGCUUCGUUUAAAUUCUUAGUGAGCUUGGUAAAUAAACACUGUUAUAUUUAUUUCAGAAUUAAUUAUCUUUGUGAUAGGAAAUUAUUAUACUUAUCUCAGGAAUAAUAAUUGUUUUUUUAGAUCUUAAUGUAUGUUUGUAAUUAUAAUGACCGCUUAUCAUAUCAGUUUCCCAGCGUAAUACUUCAUCAUGUAUAAUGUAUCAUUAAAUGGAAUAUUAUAUAUCGUAUUUUGAAGACAAAGUUUUUUUGGGGGGAAGCUACAGUCGCAUUUGAAA
Messenger RNA from Limulus polyphemus (Atlantic horseshoe crab), 1701 nucleotides. RefSeq lists its product as uncharacterized. The record is from RefSeq and is a predicted model, not a curated record. Bases 23 to 1159 code for a protein of 378 amino acids. Lineage: Eukaryota; Metazoa; Arthropoda; Merostomata; Xiphosura; Limulidae. The transcript has 4 exons.